This is a messenger RNA of Ochotona princeps (American pika), 2862 nucleotides long. RefSeq names its product dynein cytoplasmic 1 intermediate chain 2 (gene DYNC1I2). Lineage: Eukaryota; Metazoa; Chordata; Mammalia; Lagomorpha; Ochotonidae. Bases 179 to 2083 code for a protein of 634 amino acids. The record is from RefSeq and is a predicted model, not a curated record. Gene Ontology annotation, molecular function: dynein heavy chain binding; dynein light chain binding. Gene Ontology annotation, biological process: transport along microtubule. Gene Ontology annotation, cellular component: cytoplasmic dynein complex. The transcript is spliced from 17 exons.
CCCGCACGGCGGUUUCCUUCUGAGCUGGGUCUUGUAGUUCUCCCCGGCGGCGUCCAUUGGGACGGUGGUGACCGACUCGGCCGGGAGGCCUCGUGUCCCGGUGACUGGCAAAGCGGAAACGCUCCGGGCCUCUGGGCUGUCUCGUGCGUCGGCUCGUGCUUUGCGGCCGGUCACAAACAUGUCGGACAAAAGUGAAUUAAAGGCUGAACUGGAACGAAAGAAGCAGCGGUUGGCGCAAAUCAGAGAGGAGAAAAAGAGAAAAGAAGAAGAAAGGAAAAAGAAAGAAACUGAUCAGAAGAAGGAAGCUGCUGCUCCUGUGCAAGAAGAAUCGGAUCUUGAAAAAAAAAGGAGGGAGGCUGAAGCCCUGCUUCAGAGCAUGGGGCUGACUCCAGAAGCCCCCAUCGGUAAGGUCCCUCCUCCCAUGUCUCCGUCCUCCAAAUCUGUGAGCACGCCGAGCGAAGCUGGAAGCCAGGACUCUGGAGAUGGCGCUGUGGGAUCCAGGACGCUGCAUUGGGAUACAGAUCCAUCAGUUCUUCAGCUUCACUCAGAUUCCGAUUUGGGACGGGGACCUAUUAAGCUUGGAAUGGCCAAAAUUACUCAAGUUGACUUUCCUCCUCGAGAAAUUGUGACUUACACCAAGGAAACUCAGACUCCAGUGAUGGCUCAACCAAAAGAAGAUGAAGAGGAAGAAGAUGAUGUUGUGGCUCCUAAACCACCAGUUGAACCUGAAGAAGAGAAAACCUUAAAAAAAGAGGAAGAAAAUGAGAGUAAAGUUCCCCCUCAUGAAUUGACUGAAGAAGAAAAGCAACAAAUCUUGCAUUCUGAGGAAUUUCUAAGUUUCUUUGACCAUUCUGCAAGAAUUGUAGAAAGAGCUCUUUCUGAGCAGAUUAACAUCUUCUUUGACUACAGUGGUAGAGAUUUGGAAGACAAAGAAGGAGAGAUUCAAGCAGGUGCUAAGCUAUCACUAAAUCGGCAGUUUUUUGAUGAACGUUGGUCAAAGCAUCGGGUGGUCAGUUGUUUGGAUUGGUCUUCUCAGUAUCCAGAGUUACUCGUGGCUUCCUAUAAUAACAACGAAGACGCUCCCCAUGAGCCCGAUGGUGUGGCCUUGGUAUGGAACAUGAAAUACAAAAAAACUACCCCAGAGUAUGUGUUUCAUUGCCAGUCAGCUGUGAUGUCUGCUACAUUUGCAAAAUUUCAUCCAAAUCUUGUUGUUGGUGGUACAUAUUCAGGCCAAAUUGUGCUUUGGGAUAACCGUAGCAAUAAAAGGACUCCUGUGCAAAGAACUCCGCUGUCAGCUGCUGCACACACACACCCUGUCUAUUGUGUAAACGUUGUUGGAACACAGAAUGCUCACAAUUUGAUUAGUAUCUCUACUGAUGGAAAAAUUUGUUCGUGGAGUCUGGACAUGCUUUCUCAUCCACAGGAUAGUAUGGAGUUGGUUCAUAAACAGUCCAAAGCAGUAGCUGUGACAUCUAUGUCCUUCCCUGUCGGAGACGUCAACAACUUUGUUGUUGGGAGUGAAGAAGGUUCUGUGUACACAGCAUGCCGCCAUGGCAGCAAGGCUGGCAUCAGUGAAAUGUUCGAGGGCCACCAAGGGCCGAUCACUGGCAUCCAUUGCCAUGCAGCAGUUGGAGCACUGGACUUCUCACAUCUCUUUGUCACCUCAUCAUUUGACUGGACAGUAAAACUGUGGACAACUAAGAAUAACAAGCCUCUAUACUCAUUUGAAGAUAAUUCAGACUAUGUUUAUGAUGUUAUGUGGUCACCCACCCAUCCAGCGCUGUUUGCCUGUGUGGAUGGCAUGGGGAGAUUGGAUUUGUGGAAUCUCAAUAACGAUACAGAGGUACCAACGGCCAGCAUUUCUGUGGAAGGUAAUCCUGCUCUUAAUCGCGUGAGAUGGACCCAUUCUGGAAGAGAGAUUGCCGUGGGCGAUUCUGAAGGACAGAUUGUUGUAUAUGACGUGGGAGAGCAGAUUGCUGUUCCUCGCAAUGAUGAAUGGGCGCGGUUCGGCCGGACACUCGCAGAAAUCAAUGCAAAUCGAGCUGAUGCAGAAGAGGAAGCAGCUACCCGAAUACCUGCUUAGUUCCUUAAAAAGGAGAGUGUAACUUUGGUGGAUUUGGGGAAGACUCUCUAUUUGCAUGCUCCUGUCUAAAUGAUUACUAAGAGCGAAUUUCGUGGAUUAAACCAUGGAUGUAAUGUAGCGAGCAACUCUUCACAAUGUCGUCUUGUUUUGGAUAUGUGUUGUUUUUAACACAGCUGCUUAACUUUACACAAUGCAAGUUUUUUCUGAAUUUGACACAGGUGUAUAUCUGGUAUUAUUCUUUUUUCAUUCUUUUUUCCCAUAUUAACACUAUGUGCAAUUAUUUCUAAAGCACAGAUUAAAUAAGUUCUACAUAUUUUUUAAAUAAUCACAAUUCUCUAUUAUAAUAUUGAGGUUCUCAUUAGCCAUAAUACAUAGGAACAUUGUUUAUGCUUAGCCAUAGCAUGAACACAGCUAUCCAAGUUCCAUUAUGACCUCUUUCCCCCUUUAUUAAAAGUCAUAAGGUAGUUAUCUAUAAAUAAAAAUAAAUGUGUUUUCAAAAUUUCAUUUUAUUCUUUGUAAUUUGAAAUUUUCUAUCUCUUUUAUACAGGUUUUUUUUGCUGUUGUUUAAGCUCCUAUGUGAGCAGCCACUUGAAAUCCUGUAAACCUUUGUACUUUAAAAUAUAUCAUACAUGUGUAGUAUAGAUCUCCUAAUACAUUAUUAACUGAUACUUAGAUAAUCUGAAAAAAAUUUCCUUUGGGUUAAUGUUUGCUUUGCCAUCUUAUUUUCUUUCCAUUUAAUAUAUGCUUCCUUAAAAGAAUAAAUAGAAAACUGCCAGUUA